UGAAUAUAAAAUGGGUGGAUUUCUACAGUGUGUCUCACAAGGAGAUCUUACAGCAACAAAACAGUUUCUAGAUAAUGGACAAGAUAUUGACAAGACUGAUGAUUACGGGAAUACAGCUCUACUCCUGGCAGCAGAGAAAGGAUUUACUCCGAUAGUUCAAAUACUACUAGAUUAUGGAGCGAACCCCGAUACAGCCAGCACUUCUAUUGGUUGGACUGCCCUUCACUAUGCGGCUUAUGAAGGACAUGCAGAGGUUGUGGAUUUACUUCUGAAAAAUGGAGCAACUCCAGACCUGGUGGACAAAUCAGGAGAUACAGCUCAAUCCUGGGCAGAAGAAUGGGAAAAUACAGAAUGUGUAAAUUUUAUCAGGAGAGCUAUAGAGAAUAGAGAAAUAUUAAAGAUGAAGUGUGUGAAUCUAAAUACAGAUAAUAAAGAAUUGGAUUUAAAGAACCAACAAAAAAUAAUUAGAUAUCAAGAAACUACAUACAUUGAGCAUCAAGAGUCAGAACAACAUGGUGAUACAUUUACUUGCAAAGACAAAGAAUCAGCUAAAAGCAAAGACCUAGUAAGAGAUAACAUUGAAAAUCAAGAGAUUGUCAAUAACAUAAAUCUCACAGAACAAGAAGACUUUAAUUCUAAAUCAGCAGCUGAUCUAGAUAGUCCCGACUCUAAACUUAACGAAAAAGAAAAUGAGAACAACGAAGAAACCCCAAAAACCAAUGAAACCCAAAAAAAUAAAGAUGAGGAAAUUGAAAAUUCUCUUUUAAGACAUUUUGAAAAUCAAACAGAGUAUGAAGGCAAUACGUUGGACAAAGAAACAGACUUUGAUAAUGAUAAAGCUUUAGAGAAAAACUAUGAAUCUUUUAAUUACAUUGGUAAUGCAAAUGCUGAAAAAAAUGAUCAAGAGAGUGUUGAUGAUAUUGCAAAAAAGAACAGCCCUUCACAUUUUGUUGAUUUUAUUGAUCAAGAAAUAACUGAUUACAAGGAUGGUUCCCAUUUUGAUGAUAAAGAUCAUCUAUUUCCCUCCCCUCCUCCUCCUCUAACUAUUUCAACAACUGUAUCUCCUACUACACCUCCUUCCCCACCUCUACAAAAUUCUCCACUUCCACCUCAACUGUCUCCACCAUCACCUCAAUUCCAAUCUACUCCACCUCCAUCUCCCUCACCUCCUCCUUCUCCUCCCCCCAGCCAACAUUAUCUACCUCCUACCCCUUCACCACUUUCACCUCCUAUACCUCCACCUCCAUCUCAAACCCAACCUUCUCUACCUCCAUCACCUUCCCAACCUCCACUGGCCCCCCUACCUCUUCCUCCACCACCACCUCCUCCUCCACCACCACCUCCUCGUCCAGACUGUUCAACGACCAGACCAAAACACCCCCUUCAUACUGGCGCUGAACCAGACCUCCAUAAAGACCUCUUAGAUGAGCUGAAAAACUUCACAAAGGGUGGAGGAAGAAAGAACAAGGUUAGGUCGGAUGGAGUCCAAAUUACAAUCACUCUCCCUAAACCUAUUGUAAAGGAUAAAAUCUCUAACACACAGGUAGCAAGCAUCUUGUCAGAAAAUGUCCAGUCAAUCGUAGAUAAGCCAGAUAAGGUCCCUAAUAGUGUCAGCACGAUCAUUGAUAAACCAGAGGACUUCCCUAAAAGGAUCAGCUUAGUUAUUGAUACUCCAGAAAAUGCACCUGAAAAGGCUCAAGUUUUGCUGAAUCAAAUGAAUAGCCAACCCCAAAUUAAUUCAGAAACUUUAAACUUGGAAGAAUCAAAAUCAAAACCACAGUUAUCAGAGAAUUCAAGUAGUAGUAUUGCCUUGAAGGAUAGGUCUGUAGAAUCUGAUGCCAAACUUCAGGGCACCUGUAGCUCCUUGAAGGUAACCAAAUACAUUGACUCAGCUAGUUCGGAGUUGGAAAGAAGAAGAAACCUUAGAAAACAAGAGCUGGAAGAUGAUUCUGAUGAUGAUUUUGUGGAAACUUACAGAAGAAGCAAACAGCGCACACCGAAUAAUUUCAGCAUUGUGGAUAGAAUCAGAAAUGAUUUAAGGUCUAAAUCUAAAUCUCCAGAUGUUCCUCCUGGUUUGGAGCCAGUAUCAAUCUUACCAGAGGAAUUAAAGACAUUUUCAGAAUUCUCUCAAUUUCUCUCUGUCCCUAGCAAAUCUUCGGAACUACAAAAUGUUCAAGACCUGACUCCAGAAAAAUCAAAUCACCACCAGAAGUCUCCGAAACACCAAUCAAGCCAAAACAGAAGUUCGAUAACAUUAUACAACCAAUCCAAAUCUGUUAAAUCUCCUGAAAACUCCAAAUACACAAACAGUACUCAUAGAACCUUAUCUCCUGAACUAGAGACUUCAUUAAAAAGUAAUAUUAAAAGUGAUAAUGAUACUGCCUUGGGGAAUUCUAGAUCCACAAAACCGGAUAAAGAUGUGGCUGGUCAAUCUUCAUCAUCAUACCAUCAAAGCAAUGAUUGCAAAACAAAGCUCAUCAAAGGGAUGGAAGAUAAGAAUGAAUUUGACGGAAAUAUGAAAGAAAAAGAGAAAUUAUCCACAGCUUCAAGAUCUGGCAGUAGAUCAUCUAACCUUGAUCAGGGUCGGAAAGGUCGACCUAUGAAGGAGCUGGAACGUAUUCAUGUACGGGAGCGAAUAGAACGAGAAAAAUCCCUGAUCAGGGAUAUUUCACAGAGCCGAGAUGUUCCUGCUCCUCUUGCGCUGAUGAAACAACUUGUUCGAAUGUCUUCAGGAAAUGUAUCUGAGGAACUAAGAGCUAGUUGCUCAAAUAUCUUGACCAGAGGAGAAUUUUUGACGAAAGAGAACAAUGAGAAGGAAUUUUUACUAAAGAGACUAGAUCAACUAAUGUCAGAGGAAAAACAACAGCUGACAGCUGACCUUCAUGCUAGAAGAAAACAGCUGAAGGAGACAAGAGAACAGCAUGAGAAAGAAAAAAUAGUUCUGAAUACAAAACAUACUAGCAAGAUACAGGACUUGAUAACACAGCAGGAAAGGGAAAUUGUUAGACUUAGGAAAACAUACAGGUGUAGUUUAGAUUUUACUGAAGAGACUGGAUCAACUAAUGUCAGGUGUAGUUUAGAUUUAUGCAGCAGCUUUUACGAGGCUUAA
This is a messenger RNA of Eurytemora carolleeae, 3109 nucleotides long. Its product is annotated as FK506-binding protein 5. The coding region runs from base 11 to 3109 and encodes 1032 amino acids. Gene Ontology annotation, molecular function: protein binding. Lineage: Eukaryota; Metazoa; Arthropoda; Copepoda; Calanoida; Temoridae. The record is from RefSeq and is a predicted model, not a curated record. The transcript is spliced from 17 exons.